This is a messenger RNA of Saccharomyces mikatae IFO 1815, 2028 nucleotides long. It is a transcript of the gene ALK2, whose product is annotated as protein kinase ALK2. Gene Ontology annotation, molecular function: histone H3T3 kinase activity. The coding region runs from base 1 to 2028 and encodes 675 amino acids. Gene Ontology annotation, cellular component: nucleus; cytoplasm. Gene Ontology annotation, biological process: mitotic cell cycle; intracellular signal transduction. NCBI's taxonomy places the organism in Eukaryota, Fungi, Ascomycota, Saccharomycetes, Saccharomycetales, Saccharomycetaceae. The record is from RefSeq and is a predicted model, not a curated record. The transcript has a single exon.
AUGAAAUUUGAUGCACUUGCAGAUCAGCAGAUGACUGACCGAAGGUAUUUUACGCUCGAAGCAGCAGAAAGUGAUGAUGCCGAUAGUUCAUUGAAUUCUUCAUCCGUGGGAAGCCCCGCAAUGGAUACAGGAAGAAGGAUUUACAAGAUUGCUUCGUACAGGACUUCAGCAGAUGACGAGAGUCAACUGGGUUUUGCUUCUUCGCAUUCUCCAACAUCCAAAACAAGACCUGCAAGCAAAAAUACCGAAAACGAUGAUUAUGGUAAAAGGUCUUCUACAGGUUCGUCCCUCAAGCAACUGUUCAAUAAAAUCGAUAUAAGUGAUACUAGUCACUCUUUAAAUAAAGAAAAUGUAUCUCAGGUAUCGCUAUCAGAAAACAAACUGUUCUCUCCUUCUAAAAGGUUGUCGAAGCAGAAUAAUUCGAAGAUAACAAAUUCCAAGUUUCGCACACCCCUCAGGCCCAUUUCAAAUCAGUCAACCUUAUCAAGAGAUGAAUCGGUUAAGGAUUUUGCCUCGCUCAAUUUUCGAGGUGGCGGUGAUUACAAAUUUUGGAGUGACAAAAAGACAAGUUCCCAUGUUCAUUCACCCAGUGUGAAUUCAGUUAAUUCUUUUACUUCUACUACUUCCUCGUCUAAAUGGAAGUUUUGGAAGAACGACAACUUAUUGUCUAGAUCCGUAUCUUCCAAAUCUACAAACGAGCAGCCCCCAAAUUCUGCACAACUCAAACCAAUUAAUCAGUUACAAAAGAAAUCUUCAAUAUCAAGUUUCCAGAGCUCGAUUUUUGGCGGCCACAAACAUGCAGAGAAGAAGAGAAAUUCUGGAUUUAUUAUGCCCGACCAUCGAAGCACUAAAGAAUUGAACCACAAACAUUCAUCAUCAAAUCUUUCCUUUAGAAGCUUGAAGCACAAAACGUCACAUUCUUCUCUAAAUAAGCUUAAGAUAAGGCGUAAGGGAAAUACACAAGAGUCAAAUCAUUUGGCCAAACAAACCUGCCAGAUAUCACUCCCUGUUCCAGAUCAAGUGUCAAAGGAUAAGAUUCAGUUAAAAUUGAAAAAUUCGACAUCAUUGGCAUCUCUAUCUUCAGAAGUUACUCCCAUAAACACUUUGGAUUACAAUGAUUCAAUUUUGCAGCAAAUUUUGCAACUUUGUGACGUCAAAUAUAUUAUGCAUGAUUUGUAUGAGGCCCAAUCAUUAGGCCUGUUUAUAUUGAAUGCUGGAUCAAUUCGGUUGUCUCAUAAUAUUUGGCAAACUUAUCACAGUGAUGUACAAACUUCGAUUAUUUGCAAGAAAGUAUGUCUUGGUGCCUUAAGUGACUUGACUACUUCAAACUUGAUAUCUUUACAUGAGUUAAAAUCACUACGCUUUUUACAAGGAACUAGUGGUAUCGCCCAUUUGUUGCAGGCCUAUGUCAUGCCUUCAGAUGAGAGUGAAGACAUUCAAAACUUGACGUUAUACCUAUUUUUCAAGGAUCAUGGAACUCCUCUAUCGAAAUGUUUCAAUAUUGAUUAUUGCCAAGCUUUGUCUAUUUUCUGGCAGUGCAGUAGUAUAUUAUACGUUGCUGAGUCCAAACUUCAGUUCGAACAUAGAAAUCUGACUCUCGAUCAUAUUUUGAUAGAUUCAAGGGGAAAUGUAACUUUAAUUGGUCUGAAGUGCUCCCGAUUUUCAAGUGUUGACACCAAUAAAGCUUUCUAUACAAGACUAGACCACCAAUAUUUCUUUCAAGGGCGAGGAACUUUACAGUUUGAGAUCUACGAAUUGAUGAGAAGUUUACUUCCUCAGCCGAUGUCCUGGGGAAUGUUUGAACCGAGAACAAACCUAUUAUGGUUAUAUUAUUUAAGUAUCAACUUGCUAAAAAUGAGUCAGAGAAACACGUGCACCCGCAAUUUCAAUCAUGAAGUAACUAUCCUGACCAAGUUGAUGCACCUACUUGAUCCUUCUCGAAAACAACCCAAAAAAAUCUUUAAAAAGGAACUUUCUAUUAGAACGUGUGGUGAUCUUUUAUCUUUGAAACAAGAAAUAAUGCAAUAG